ACAGAAACCAAGCCCACCAGCUGUUUACAUCGCUUUAUCUCCCUCGCACGCUUUUCGCUGCUGUGAGUUUCUUUUUUUUUUAUUACAAAAAAAUUGUUUAAAUAAGUUUGCAGAUAUAUGUGCAUAAUGGCGGUGUAAUAGAAUCGCCAUUGUAAACAAAACAAUAAAGGGGCGGGAAGUGCAACAUAAACAUUUGCCGAUUCCAUUUUGCAACAUGAGAAUGACCAAUCAGCGAGGCAACAACAACAACAUGGCGCACCUGCAACAAAAAACUUCAUGUUGACGUCAACAAAGUGAAAUUCGAUCAAAGAAUCGAACCGAUAAAGCACGCGCCCAAAGAGGAGCUCGAUAAACGGAUAGCCGGUUGAAGAGGACGCGUCGUGGAGGAGGAUCAUCACCAGCAGCCCGACCACAGGAUCAAGAUGUACUCCGAAUGGGCCUCGCUGUCCGCCCAAAUUACGGCCAACAGCUGCGGCGCCCAGUGCUUCAGUGUCCUGAACAAGUUUCCCGCCUCCGCAGGACGCGAAGUGGUCGUCUCCGUGGUCAAGCAGCUGGGCAACAACCUGGGCAUCACCCAGAACGCGGAGCCCAGUCAUCUGGUCAAGGACGAGGAGGUAAAAUGGUGCAUGGACGUAAUCUGCUUUGGUCUUUCGCUGCCGCUGCAGGAACACGAGACAAUCAAGGACUGCGUGAAUGUGUACUGUGAAUGGCUGACGGCGCUGCAUCCGCAACCCAGGAUCAGUGUCCCGAAGCCGAUCUGCGAGGAUGCCAACCUCUAUGCCCGCCAAAUCAUCAACCACUUCCACAACCUGUUUGUGCCGCGUCAGGGCGAAAUCUUGCCAUUUCUAUACCAAACCACGCUUGGUGCAGACACCAUUAAGCGGCAGGCAGUGCUCUGCCAUCGGGUGCUGCGAACUCUUCAACAAACAGCCCAGAUAUCGCAGCUGAUGGACCGACAGACUUGGGACACCCUGCUUCUUUUCCUGUUGGCUAUCAAUGAGAUUUUGCUGGCUCCGCCCACAGUCAAGGACGACGUAGGCGAUCAGCUAUGCGAACGGGUACUCUCCGUGCUCUUCGAGGUCUGGCUUUUGGCCUGCGUGCGAAGCUUCCCCUCACCGUCGAUGUGGAAGACUCUCCAAGAAUCCUGCGCCAUGUGGCGACACCGAGUGGCUCUCGUGGAUCAGUGGAAUCGAGUGAAUCUGGCCCUAACCGCUCGCCUCUUGGAGUUCAGCUAUGGACCCGCUUUUCCCCAACUCAAAAACGCCGACGAAGAUGGCCAGCUAAUACCCAUUGGCAUGUCCAACGACUGUGUGGCGCAGACGUGGUACCGCUUUCUGCGUAUGAUUGGCAAUCCCACGGCCCUCUGCUCACCACAUAUCAUCAGCAAAUCAUCACACUUCGUGCAGUGGGCAUUGACCCACGAAAAGGGCGCCGAGACGCAUCAGCAUCCGUGUCUGCAGCAGCUGCCGCAGAUCUUCCUUAAUGCCAUGAAGGGCAUCUCCAGUCAAGUGGACGCGUUUCUAGGCGUUUAUCAGCCGCCGCCGCAGCAAUCGGAGGGCGUGGUGACGAACCUGCUGGAGAUCCGGCAUUCGCUCAACGAGGCCACCUCCACGACCCUGCAGCAGUUCAUCCACUCGAGCAGCGCCACAAACAUAGCGAAUCACCACCAGCAGAAUCAGGCCAGCCAUCACCACCAUCAUCUGCACUACCCGCAUUUGCAUUUACAUGGCGCCGGUAGCUUUCUGCGCGACAAUUUCAUGAGCAACUCGGCCAGUUCCGCCCUGAACGCCAUUAUGGGUCACCAUGGCGGCCAUCACCACCAUCAGCAGCAGCAGCAGCAUCAUCAUCAGCAGCAGCAGCAGCUACAGAUCAGUGCCUCGCCCACCAGUAAUCUUUCGGCCUCUGGUGGCUCCGCCGUGGGCAGCACCAGUGCCGGAGGCAGUCACUCCGCCGGAGUCGUUGGCAGCAUCUCCUUUGCCACCACCGAAUCGUCCGGAAUGGGACAGCCCGCCUCUGCCACGCCCACACCGCCACUGCAGCGACGUCUGGCCAAGAGCUUCAGCGUGGCCCCGACCAUCACACAGCAGAAGGGCUUGAGCAAGACCUCGCUUAUUGGCCUCACCGGCGGCGGUGCACGCAAUGCGAUCGGCAGCAGCAGCACCACCACCAACACCACUUCCAGCACCACCGCCGCCGGCAGCACCGGCGGUAUCUCCUCCUCGUCGCCCGCCAUUGGUGGCUCUGGCGGCGGAGCGGGAUUGCCCGGCGGCACGGGAAUCCCCGGCAGCACGGGCUUGGGCGCGGGCAGCGGAUCCGGUCCUGCUCCGGCGCCCACCACUCCCACGUCCACGUCGGGUCCGCCGUCGGCGAGCAGCAGCAUCAACUCUCUGCCGCUGACUUCGAUGGGAGCGGGCGUUGAGUUGGCCGUGGCCAGGCCCAAGUGCAACAGCAUUCUCCACGUAUUCCACGAGUGGCUCUUCGAGGCGGCGCACAUCGGAGGCGACACUUGGCGCCAGAACCGCAAGAAGCAAGCAUGCGAGGCCAGUAAGCGGCCGUCGUCGAUGAUCAUGGAGCACCGCAAGGGAUCCAUUUCGCUGUCGCAGCCCAAUUCCCUGAACGAUCCGCAGUCGCUGCCGCCGACGUUGACCAUCGACAAGUACGAAUCGGGAAGGGCCGAGGCCAUUGGGACGCUGUGCAAGAUCUUCUGUGCCAAGAAGACGGGCGAGGAGAUUCUGCCCGUGUAUCUGGCACGCUUCUACAUGGCCCUGCAGCAGUGCCUGAAGAUCACGGAGUCGCGGGAGUGCGACGAGACACUGGCCAGCAUCCUGCUGCACUCGAGCGACCUCUUCCGCUUGGACCUGGACGGCAUCAAUGUGCUGCUGCCGGGCUUCAUUGCCGCCCUGGAGAUUGUCCUCCCAGAUAAGGACCUUAAGCUGAAGACCCAGUCGAUGGUCUUUAAUCGCACCGAGCUGCGGCGCUCGGCCAUCAACAUACUGCUGUCCAUCAUGGUGCUACCACUGCACUACCAAACGCUGCCCAUUAGGGAUCUCACCAGCGAAACAAGCGAGAAAAUGUUCACCUUUAUCCAACUAAAGUCGCGGCUGAUGAACAUCCUGAUGAACGCGCUGCAGGUGGAAACGGAUGCCCAGAACACGCACAUGCUACUGGGCGGCCUGCUGCUCUGCGUCCAGGAUGCCGUCACUUUCGAGGAGACGGAACUGGGCGGCGGUAAUGCCAAUCUUUCGCACAACUCCAGUGGCGUCCAGCACCACGAGCCCAAUCUGCUGAGUUCCGCGUGCUCGGAGCGUUCCGCUUCGCUGGUCAGCGCCGGCACGGCCAGCUUGGGCGGCCAGACGACGGCCACAAUGGGAGCGGGAUCGGGCUCCAUGCGCGACACCGCCUCCGCCCACGAUUAUCCCAGCCUGACCAUUUCCGAUGACAUGUCAUUCGAGUUUGGCCAGGAGCUGGAGGGCGUGACCACCUAUGAUAAUGCCCAUGCCUUAUUUGUACGCGCCACUUAUUUGGUGUGUCAUCGUCUGAUUUCGUCGUGGAAGACGGAUCUGAAUGUUUCGCUGGCCGCCUUGGAGUUGCUGUCGGGUUUGGCCAGACUGCAUAUCCGGGAAACAGACACCUUAGUGAAAAUAUACGAAGCUAGUCAGAAUCUAACGAUAAUCUCCUCAGACGCUCUAGAGUGCAAGCGGGCCGUGAAGUGGAUCUGUGACUAUAUCUGCUACCAGUGCUCCCGUCCACCGCCGGCCCAUAGCAAGGAUCUGCACAGCACCAUUGUGGCGGCCUUCCAGUGCACAGCCGCCUGGCUGAUGCAGCAUCCGUAUUUGCUGCAGGACAAGGAUUGCCUGCAAACGGUCCUCGAGGUGGUGGAGCUGGGCAUAUCGGGCACCAAGAGCCAGAGCAAGGGCACCGACAUACCCAAGUUCAAGGACGAAAAGGAGCUGAAGCCGGCCUCGAUGAGAGUGCGAGAUGCGGCAGAGAAUCUGCUGACCAUUAUACUGGAGCAAGUGGGCUAUUUCCCCAGCGAGUGCGGUCCGGAGUCCAUAUCAUCGCUGCUCGAUGAGCUUGCGCUGAUGAAGCACUGCAAUUCCAUGGUUCCGGCGGCGGCGGCCAGCAGCGAACAGGCGAUUGCCAAGUUCAAGUACUUUGUCACCGAAAACUCCACCAUACUGGCACUCCUCGAGGAGCCGCUGGGCAAUGACCAGGAUCCCCAGCCAACGGUGACAUUACUCAUUCGCGGCCCGUUCGGUCGACAUGCCUGGACAAUGCAGCUGCGCCAUCUGCCGCGCAGUAAAUCUGGGAUUAAAUACCAUGCCGUUAAUCCUGGCAGACCCAUACCCAUGAACGAUGUCACACAGCGGCCGGAGUGCGAGCAAAAGAACUUCCCAGACGGUGUGGACAAGGUGCAGCCCUGUGUGGCGGACUACUCGAUACCCACUAUCGAGCAAAUGCGCGAGCAAUACGGCACGGCGAGCAUUCAGGAGCUGGAGUCGAUGCUGGAGAAGCAGAGCAUCUAUGAGAAGCUGGCCUGGGCGGAGGCGGACACCAGUGCGGACAGUUUGUCGUAUGCGCAGGAAUGCGUGCCGCCGGCGGUGUGCCACGAGUUCCAUGCGGCGCGUCUCUUCCUCUCGCACUUCGGUUUCCUCGGAUUCGAGACGCGCAAUCCGCACAAUCCGGCCGAGGCGCUGGGCAAUCCGCCACAGCGGCCGCUCAUCGUGUUGGACACCAAGUCCACGGCCUUCGCCGCCGAUCUGGAUCGACUGGACAAGCUGAGUGCAAGGACUCACGAUACCGUCUAUGUGUUCUACGUGAAGUCUGGUCAGACGAGUGCCCAGCAAAUCAUCGCGAAUAUGGCAGAGGAGCAGUCCGCUGGCCAUGAUCCGCACUUUGCCAGCAUGUUGCAGACGUUGGGCUGGCCUGUUCAGGUCUCGGAGCACUCCGGCUGGACGGGCUUUGCCCACAACUCGUGGUCACUCAAGGGAACGCCCGAGGAACAGCAGAAGUCCACAGGCAAUGAACUCAACUACAAUGGCUCGCAGAGGGUGCUCUACUGGGCGGAUGUGUCCUCGGAAAUCGCCUUCGUGGUGCCCACAACGUGGAAUCUGCGGCACAAUAGCGACACCAGCGAUGGCGGAAGUAUCUCGAGCACGGAUCAGAUUGGCUCCAGCAAUGUAUGGGCACGCGGCGAGGUCGAUGGCGUGACUGGUUUGGCGAAGUCCAAGUCAAGGAAUCUCAGUCUAGAGCUGGACACGAAUCGCAGGGAUGCAAAGGAGCCAGUGCCGCCGACGCGGCGAAAGGGAAAUGUGACGAAGCCCACCCUGCUGGCCCAGGCGCCGGCCAAGAUCUUUCUGGUGUGGCUGGAGAGCUACGAGGACUACCUGAACUUUCCGCUGGAGGAUGUGCUGGCCUAUACGCGCACCGGCGAGGAGCUGCACACGCUGCAACUGCCCCGUGCCUCCGACUGCCACGUGAUCUUCGUGCACUCGCUGCUGUCCGGACUGCUGAGGGUCAAGCUGCAGGGUCCGCCGGGUAGGAUGAGCUUCGCCACGCCCCUCGUCGAUGGCAUGGUGCUCAGCCGACGUGUCGUCGGCAAUCUGGUGCGACAGACGGCACUGAACAUAUCACGCCGCCGGCGUCUGGACAAUGAUAACUACCAACCGCCGCAUGUGCGACGACGGCUAAAGGUGCAGGACAUUGUCCAGAAGUACAAAAUGGAUCUAAGCGAGGCCGAGCUGCUGGCCCAUCUGUUCCAACGUGCAAUUUAGCCGGCUUUAGGAAGUAUUAUUAACCCGCUUGGCAAAGCGUCCAUGUCCUUGUCUGUAUUAACGUGUGCUUAACUAAAACCCCACAAAACUGAUUAGUAUUGGGUGUCCACUGAGUGUUACCCGAAAGUUAAUCGUAUUCUAAUUCUUAUUUUUUUGCUAAUAAAUCGAAUUAUACUUUGUAAAAGUAUUUGUAAUAUUAUAA
Molecule: messenger RNA, 5976 nt
Organism: Drosophila rhopaloa
Lineage: Eukaryota; Metazoa; Arthropoda; Insecta; Diptera; Drosophilidae
Product: ral GTPase-activating protein subunit beta
Exons: 16
Coding region: 423-5774 (1783 amino acids)
Biological process (GO): activation of GTPase activity; regulation of small GTPase mediated signal transduction
Molecular function (GO): GTPase activator activity
Source: RefSeq, a predicted model, not a curated record